AAAAUGUCAUCAACUACGAAAUCAAAGAAUGUUUCAAUUUCGGAAUUUAAAACGCCCGGUUAUAUUAAGUUUUUGUUUGGUGGUCUGUCAGGUAUGGGUGCAACUUUAUUUGUUCAACCGUUGGAUCUAGUGAAAAAUAGGAUGCAAUUGUCAGGAAUGCAAGGCAAACGUGAGUACUCUUCAACUUUUCAUGCAGUUCGUUCAAUUGUCAGAAAUGAGGGGUUUGUUGCAUUGUACAAUGGCCUUUCUGCUGGUUUGGCUCGUCAAGCAAUAUAUACGACUACUAGACUUGGGUUAUAUACCUGGCUUUUAGAAUUUUGCAGCCACGAAGGAAGGAGUCCAUCAUUUGCAAUAAAGGCUGGUCUUGGCAUGACAUCUGGUGGCAUUGCUUCACUUUUUGGGUUUGUUUUUAUUGUAUAUCUUUUAAAUCACUCAUUCAGAAAUCCAAUGGAAUUAGCACUAGUUCGAAUGACCGCUGAUGGACGGUUGCCUAUAAACGAGAGGAGAAAUUAUAAAAAUGUAUUAGAUGCACUUAUCAGAGUUACUCGAGAGGAAGGAGUAGUCACUUUGUGGAGGGUGAAGAUAAAAAUUUGCAAUUAA
This is a messenger RNA of Meloidogyne enterolobii, 600 nucleotides long. NCBI's taxonomy places the organism in Eukaryota, Metazoa, Nematoda, Chromadorea, Rhabditida, Meloidogynidae. The record is from the annotation of a GenBank genome assembly.